Erythranthe guttata (spotted monkey flower) is the source of this 1829-nucleotide messenger RNA. The record is from RefSeq and is a predicted model, not a curated record. NCBI's taxonomy places the organism in Eukaryota, Viridiplantae, Streptophyta, Magnoliopsida, Lamiales, Phrymaceae.
CUCUCUCUCUCUAGAUUAACCUCAUCAUCAUUAUAUAUAUACACACACACAAAAGAGUCAAAAGCAUAUCUUGUAUACUGCUGUGCUGUUGUCUCUAUCAGUUGCUGGUGGGAGGUGGUGGAGUACUUCACCGCCACCACUUUCUCCGCCCCCUCUUUUUUUGUUUUUCGCCCACAAAGCUCGCUUAUCGUACAAUCAAUAUAUAUAUAUAUAAGGUGAACGCCAUCAUCAAUACAUGUAAAUGCUUACACACACACACACACACAAAACAGAUCGAUCAGGGUUUAAUUAAUUUGCAUGAAAAUCAUUAUUUAUGUGAUAUAGAGAGAGCUAGCUUUUCUGGUCUUGUUUUCCCAUAGGAGAAAACCCUUUCGUCUUCCCGUUGCUUUUAUUAUUACCUCGGGAUCUGAUCAUUCUUUGACAAUUUUGGGAUAUAUCACUUCAAUUCCCGAGGCAAAAGAGUAAGUUUACCUUUUUCUCUCCAAAAGUAAUAUAUAUAUAUAUAAGUCUUAGCUUCAGCAAAAGCAAAAAGGAAGGUUGGGAUAUAUACUACUGAGCCAGAUCUACAAGGGUUUCAAAGGCAUUACAUUAAACUAGUUCAAGAGGACUAUGAAUUCAUUUACGCAUGUUCCACCUGGAUUCCGCUUCCACCCGACGGACGAAGAACUGGUAGAUUACUAUCUCCGUAAAAAGAUUGCUUCAAAAAGAAUUGACCUUGAUGUCAUCAAAGAUAUCGAUCUUUACAAAAUCGAGCCGUGGGAUCUUCAAGAACUUUGCAGGAUAGGAAGUGAGGAAGAGAGUGACUGCUACUUUUUUAGUCAUAAAGACAAGAAAUAUCCGACGGGGACUAGAACGAAUAGAGCUACAAAGGCUGGAUUCUGGAAAGCUACAGGGAGAGACAAGGCAAUUUACAGUAAGCAUAGCUUGGUCGGGAUGCGAAAGACUUUGGUUUAUUACAAAGGACGAGCACCAAAUGGACAAAAAUCAGACUGGAUAAUGCAUGAAUAUAGACUUGAAACCAAUGAAACCGCAACUCUCCAGCAGGAAGAAGGGUGGGUAGUUUGCAAGGCAUUCAAGAAGAAAAUGGCAGCUACAUCAACAAGAAGAGACGGCGAACACGAACACGAACACGACUCCCUUUGUUGGUACGAAGACCAACAUCAAGUCUCUUUCAUGCCUCCACAUUUCGACCCUCGUAUUAUUCCUCCGUCACCAUUCCCAGAUUCCUAUAAUAUAAUUCAUUACAAUAAACAAGAACAAGACCUGGAAUAUGCCCAAUACGACAACAGCGAUGUAUUCCUCCAACUUCCCAACUUAGAAAGUCCCAAGGUACAACAAUCCACAGCUGGUGGUACUACUUCACUAAUGCAGGUUUCUUCACUCGAAGAGCAUAUUAUGCAAGAAAAAGAUCAAAUGUUAUCGGCAGCAUCGAACGUUCAAGUGACAGACUGGCGUGUGCUCGACAAAUUCGUAGCCGGUCAGCUGAGUCAGCAUGCUGGUGAUGAUAACAACCAGAUUAAUAUUAAUUCAUCAUGAGGCUUCUGUUGAAUCAAUGGAAAUGAUAUAUAUGCAGAAGAGACAACAAGUUAAUUCGUUAUUAACUUCGAAUUCUCGAGUUGAUUUUAUAUGGAAGGUAAAAGGGAAUAAAAAUUACAGUAUUUGCAUGGGAACAUAUUCAAUUGAUGAAUAUGUCUUGGUUUUGGCUAUAUUAUGUAAUGAGACUAUAUAUGGAGGCUGUUAAUAAUUAUAUAUAUAAAUACAUGUUUGUGCAAAUUAAUAUUGUAAAGCAAACUGCAAGCUAUGUAUAAUGUUAUUGUUGUUUGUAUUUC